Myiozetetes cayanensis is the source of this 2931-nucleotide messenger RNA. RefSeq lists its product as uncharacterized. Lineage: Eukaryota; Metazoa; Chordata; Aves; Passeriformes; Tyrannidae. Gene Ontology annotation, biological process: viral process. The record is from RefSeq and is a predicted model, not a curated record. Gene Ontology annotation, molecular function: protein binding. The transcript has 2 exons. Bases 1237 to 2931 code for a protein of 564 amino acids.
UGAAGCCACUCACUUAAAACUUUGAAACAUAAAAGGUUAACACAAAAUUGUAAGAGAAAUUUCAAAACCUUAACAUUAGGAAACUAGGCAGUCCUUGACAUAGCAACUCAGCGAAUCCUAGAGCAGUCCUAGAGAGAUAGCUGCAUUCCUCACAGAGAUAGCAACUCAGCAAAUCGUAGGAUGAGCCAAAAGUCAGCCUGACCUUAUUGUGUUUGCCAAAACUGCCUUAAAAGGAGAAGAUCGAAAGAAAGUUCAGAAGUUUACAGUGAGGAAGACUCACACACGACCCCCGCCCAGAGGAAGGCAACAGGAACUCCCACCGUGAAAUCUCCCCAAAUUGAAGACUCCGCCCAGACUCCGCCUUCAUAUGAAUAUUACAAUUAGAUGUUGCAAUUUAAUGAAUAUGCAUGAUUAUGUUGUAAUCCUAUAUUCAAAAACUGUAUAAAAGAGCUAUGCUGAUUGUACACGACGGAGCUCUUUGCCCAGGGCGACCUGGAGAGCUACCCCAACGCGUUGUAAUAAAAUACCUCCUGCUUUAAAGAAACAAACUCUGUCUCUAAAGCAGUCUCUCUGUGCCUUUUGGGGCAAAAUUUCGGCAUCAUUUUUGGCGAAGCCAGGCAGGAGGUUUUAGUCCUCCUGAGCCGGGGCCUGGGGGUCUAGGGACUCUCUGGGCCCUGCCGGCGGAUUUUUGUCGGUAGAGACUCCUCAGACCCCUCGGACCUACGUGCGACGGCGGACAAGAACUCCUGCUUUAAAUUAAGAGGUAUUUUGCUUUAUAUGUUAUUGUGUUUUGCUUUAUAUGUUAUUGUAUUUUGCUUUAUAUGUUUUCGGAAUAGAAAGCGCUCUAUUGAAACGGGGGUAAGACGUUACCCCCAGGGGAACGCUGAGGGGACGCCCCAGCAUAUAAUCCCCUACGGGUUAGAGUCCCGGCCUGGAAUUGGCCACCCCCAGCUUGCAACAGACUGAAUAUCGGGCAGCAGUAUUUUCCGGUUUGCAAGCGACACCUCGCGACUUUAUUUGGUAAAGCAAUAAGCUAAGAGGUAAGAACAAAAGUGUACAGGCGUGAAUGCGUGUGAAUGAGACGUGCAAAUAAGCACGAAGUGAGUGCGGAGUCCUAAUCUGCGGUUCCUGUUCUUCGCGAGAAGCCAGGCCAGAGACGGACGAAGCGAUUGAAAAUUGUGUGCAUAAAGUGUAAAAAUCUGGUGAGAUAUAGAGGUAUAGAUCCAGAAAAUAAUAAUGGGAAGCCAACAAAGUAAAGAUAUAAAUAUGAAAACCCCCUUAGGAUGUGUCUUGAAGCAUUGGAAAGAAUUAGGGGGAAUUCCAGGGGGAAACAUAAGUAAAAAGACACUUUUAAAAUACUGUACACAGUGGUGGCCUCUAUAUAAGUUGGAUGAUGAUGAAAAAUGGCCUCCGGAGGGAACAAUUAAUUAUAACACGAUUUUACAACUCAUGUUGUUCCUCCGUCGGCUAGGCAAAUGGGACGAAGUAAUGUACUGCGAUAUGUUUUUCACCUUGAGAAAUAAACCAGAGUGGCAGAAGGAGUGUGGGGUGAAUGUAGCACCCCAAGAUCCCCUGGUACUGGCCUUAGAGAAAGAUAAGAAAAAUUUAAAACCUAAGGAGCGUUGCUGUGAUGCCUGUAGUAUUGGACAGCAAUGCCUUAAAUUAACGAGGAGGGAUAGCGGAAAAGAAAGCGAAAUAAGCUUAUGGGAGUAUCAGCCGUUCGCGCCAGGAUAUGGGGUUCCUCUGCCCAAGCGAAGGGAGGGUGAAAGAGACACUAGUCUGUUAGGGGAUAUGUCACUGGAACAGAGCAGAUCCAAGAACGGUUACAGCCCCCAAAGAUUAGAAAACAGUUGGGAGGAUAGCAGCCCAGCAAGAUCGGAAAGUUGUGGGAGAGAAAGCGGAUCACAAAAGCUGAGUAGCCCACAAGGCUCAGAAUCUUACCGGGAAGAGAGUAGUCCUCUCAGUUCGGAGACUGGGAGGAAAAAGGACAGCUCACCACGACUGGAGCUAGAGGGUCGGGAAAGGAAAAAUAGCCCACCUAAAGUGAGAGGUAGCCAAAAUAGAGGUUGCAGUACACCAAGAGAUGAAAACACCUCACGAAGAUCAGACAGCCCGCCAAGUCCAGGCGACCUGCCAGGACCAGGCUGCCUGCCAGGAUCAGGGAGCACCAGAAACGGGGGUAGCUUCCCUGAACUAAGAUGCAGUGAUGAUGAUGAUAUAGUUAGCCAGAACAAAAAAGCAGACAACUCACAGAAAUUGAGUAUAGUCAUUCAGAUAGAGGAUAAAAGAGAGAUACAAGGGACAGAGGAGGACAAAGAGGACAGUGUCUCAGAGCGGGUUGAGCGUAGACAGCGUCUCAUCCAAACACAGAAGGAGAGGCGGCUGGACUGUGUAAACCAUACCAGAGGGUUAAUAGAGGAUGAUUUGGCGGAAGGAUCGGAAACUGAGAAUGAGGAACAAAAACAGAAAAAGAGAACAGGGAAGAGAAAGAAUAAAAUAGAUCUCGAAACCCAGGAGAAAGAUCCUGGGGAAGGGAUUAGCAAUUCAUACUAUACUAGAUCGGCAGCACGGAAGGAAGCGAAAGAGAGAGAUGAAGGUUAUAUGAUAGCUCCCCUCAGAAGGAUAAUGCCUAUUGCAGGAGAACAGGCACGAAUAAAAGUACCAUUUACAACAAGCGAUCUAAAUAGCUGGAGAGAAGAGGUAAGAAAUUUCAGAAAGAAUCCAGAGGGAGUAGCCAGGAGGUUUGAAUUACUGGCAAAGAAUCAGGAUAUUGAUUGGGAAGACAUAGAGGUAAUGCUGUCAGAAUUAACAGAAACAGAAAAGGAACUCGUGUUAAGAACAGGAAGAGAGCAUGCUGCGUUACUACCAGAAAGAGUAGACGUAGUUUUCCCCAAUCGAAACCCAGAAUGGGAUCUGAAUAAUCCAGUCUAG